Molecule: messenger RNA, 1319 nt
Organism: Xiphias gladius (swordfish)
Lineage: Eukaryota; Metazoa; Chordata; Actinopteri; Istiophoriformes; Xiphiidae
Gene: tnfsf10l
Product: TNF superfamily member 10, like
Exons: 7
Coding region: 276-1280 (334 amino acids)
Biological process (GO): immune response
Cellular component (GO): membrane
Molecular function (GO): tumor necrosis factor receptor binding
Source: RefSeq, a predicted model, not a curated record
CCUCCAGCAGCUCCCACUUUACGCAGCAGCAGCGUGCUGAGCAGACAUGGACACGUCCAAACUUUAACUUUCGGGUCGUCUUUCUCCUCAGCGGCUCGUUUUCCUCUUCCCCCCCCUCCCCCUCUCCCUCCCCGCUUCUCCAGCCGAGCUCCGAAUGAAAAGCUCCAGUGGCAGCUGCGGACGCAUGGAGAUCUAAUUUUGGUCCAAUUUUCGGUCACUCGGUCAAGUCUGCGGAGGCCGUUUGUUUGGCUGCUGUUGUUUUGCUGUUUGGUUUUAUGGUCUACUCAUGCGUCGGGAAUGCCAUGGCCACUCCGAACGCACAGCAGCAGCACCAGGAUUUUUUCAGAUCGGUGAGCAGCGAGUCCACCACCUACAUGAUGGUCCCGGCCGGCGGGCCGAGCGGGACGAGGCGCAAGGAAGCGCCGUCCAAGAUGUGGGUGGCGAUGGUGGUGAUAGUGGUGGUGGUGCUGCAAAUUGCCUCCACCACGGGGCUCUUUGUCUACCUGAACAUGUCCAUAUCGGAGGUGCGUAGCCAGGGUGUCACAGAGGAGCUGAAGUGCCUGAGUUUACUGAAUGCCCUGGAUAAGGACCAGGACAUCCCGGACCAGCUGGCCCAGCUCUUUGGAGAGCCCUGCAUCAAGCUGGCCGAAGGCAUCAAAGCAUACAUCUCCAAGGUGACAGAGAACAUCAUCUCCAAACAAACCUUCAUAGAGGCGAGAACCAUGCCUCGCUCUUUCAACAACUCGGGGUCAAAGUUCAUGACCUCGAUGGCCCAGAGGCCAUCUGCCCACUUGACUCUCCGAGACACCAGCUCUCAAGGGUUCCCUCCCUACCAGAUGACCACAAUGGCUCUCCACCAGUCGUGUCGCCAUGUUGUCCGCUCAUGGGCCAAUCAGAGCUUUGGAGCUCACCUUCACAACAUGACCCUGUCCAAUGGGAAGCUGCGAGUGCCUCAGGAUGGGCGGUACUACCUGUACUCACAGGUGUAUUUUCGUUAUCCAUCCCCGGCAGCCAGUGAUGGAGACCAGCGCAGUGUCAGCCACCAACUGGUGCAGUGUGUCUACAAGAAAACCUCCUACCCAAACCCCAUACAGCUCCUGAAGGGGGUGGGAACUAAGUGCUGGGCUCCAGACGCUGAGUACGCCCUACACUCCGUCUACCAGGGGGGCCUAUUCGAACUGAGGGCUGGUGAUGAGCUCUUCGUCUCCGUCUCUUCCCCGACCAUGGUCAACGCUGAUGAUUCCUCCAGCUACUUUGGCGCCUUCCGCCUGGACCUCUGAAAGCAAGGGACAGGAGGAAAAAAAAAAAAAAAAAAAAAA